AUGGAUGCGGAGAUAAGCCUCAGAAGCUGCGUCAGAGGAGGCACGGAAACCAUGAGGCCAGAAGCAGAGACGAUGAUAUCUCCGGUCAAGGCUGGAGGAGGCCAGGCGCAUGACUGUUGGAGGAGGCGCACAUGGAAGAGGGCGGCUGGAUGUUUCCAAGCUGUUGCGCACAGCCUUUGGAGAGAACGUAAUGCGCAGAAGCAUGGGGAGUCAUUAAUGGAGGUGCAUACUCUAUCAAAGCUUAUAGAUAAAUCUAUCCGUUUGAAGUUACUUCUUUUCCAAGGGAAAGGAAAGAAUUAUCUUGAUGAAGGCUUGAGUAAAUGGUUUGGGACAAGAACUUAUUGA
Molecule: messenger RNA, 345 nt
Organism: Eruca vesicaria subsp. sativa (arugula)
Lineage: Eukaryota; Viridiplantae; Streptophyta; Magnoliopsida; Brassicales; Brassicaceae
Source: the annotation of a GenBank genome assembly